UGACAGCGACUUGCAAAUCUUCAGAAAAGCAUACGCCAGCCGGUGGGCUUACAAUGUGCUUUUAUGCUUUGGGUGUAGAGCUAACUAUUUAGCAUUUUCAUUUCGCGUUAUAUGAAAGAAGUAUUUGUGUCUGAGGAGGGACAUUGGGAAAGUUGUUUUGGUUCUAAGUAUUCACAGUCGACGCAGACCGUUAGCUAUCGCUAAACCGGAGAUGUAAAUGAAUCCAGACGGGAUCAGCCCCUGGAGCCGGUAGCAGUCAGUCACACCCUUGUCUGGGAUUUCUGAAGGACCUCUGUCUUCGGAAUAACAUGAAAACGCAUGCUAUGUUUUUUUUAUGUGAAUUAAAUUAGUGUUUAAGAUUUGUGUUUUUGAGCUUCAGAUUGAGACUUUGAUUUAGCUAAGUGAAGAGUGUGGGUUUGUAUAUGACUGACUCAUCAUCAUGGCUGGGACAGAGAUAGCCCUGAAUAGUCUGUCUACUGCAGUGUCGACUAGAUAGCCUUGCCGGAAAGCUUACUUAUUUACACAGCCAAUAGUUUUUAUUCUACUUCACCUUGGACUCUUUGUGGCAGUAUGAAUACCCCGAUGUACACCUUUGUCACGCGUGACGACAACAGUUCUGUUUAUGCAGAAGUUUCCAAAAUCCUCAUCGCAACUGGACACUGGAAGAGGCUUAAAAAAGACAAUCCGAGAUUCAACCUCAUGCUUGGUGAACGGAACAGACUACCCUUUGGACGUCUGGGUCAUGAACCAGGACUGGUGCAGCUGGUGAAUUACUACAGAGGAGCAGACAAGCUUUGCAGGAAGGCAUCCUUGGUCAAGCUUAUAAAGACAAGCCCAGAGCUGUCUGACUCUCAUAACUGGUUCCCAGAAUCCUUCAUCAUUUAUCCCACUAACCUCAAAACUCCUGUGGCUCCAGCGACCAAUGGCAUUAGCCAUUUAAAGAACAACCCCAAGACAGAUGAACGGGAAAUUUUUUUGGCCUCUUAUCUCAAUAAAAAAGAAAGUGAGGAAGGCACAGUAUGGAUAGCCAAGUCCUCUGCUGGAGCUAAAGGUGCUGGCAUCUUGAUAUCCCAUGAUGCUAAUCAGCUGCUGGAGCACAUAGAUAAUCAGGGACAGGUUCAUGUGAUUCAGAAGUACCUGGAGAAACCUCUGCUUCUGGAGCCAGGACAUCGAAAGUUUGACAUAAGGAGCUGGGUGCUGGUGGAUCAUCAGUACAACAUUUACUUGUACCGGGAAGGUGUGCUGCGUACUUCCUCGGAUCCCUACAACAGCUCUGACCUACAGGACAUGACCAGCCACUUGACCAAUCACUGCAUCCAGAAGGAGCACUCGGAGAACUACGGACGAUAUGAAGAGGGGAAUGAGAUGUUCUUCGAUGAAUUCAGGCUGUACCUGCUGAACACUCACAAUGUUGUCCUGGAGACCACCAUAUUACCUCAGAUCAAACAGAUCAUAAAGAACUGCCUGACGUGUAUUGAGCCGACAAUCAGCACCAAGCACCUGUCCUACCAGAGUUUCCAGCUCUUUGGAUUUGAUUUCAUGGUGGACCAGAGCUUCAAAGUGUGGCUCAUUGAGAUCAAUGGGGCUCCAGCUUGUGCACAGAAACUAUAUCCAGAGCUAUGUCAAGGUAUCGUCGAUGUGGCUAUUUCCAGUGUCUUCACUCUGAACAGUGGCUGCGAAACCUCAUCUGCUUCCUCUUCACCAUAUUCCUCCUCUCCAUCCUCCAUGUUCACCACCAACUCCUGCUCCUCUCCCAAACUGAGAGCGCCUCUUCAUGUAGGUCCUUUCACGCGACUGUAAGCGUGCACAUUUCCCCCUCAUCUUGGUAUUAGCAGCUUCUUCCACUUUCUGUCUCACUUGUAAACUCUUGAGAAGUAGCACAUGCCAGCCAGCCAAGCCUUUAUUUCUACCAGUCUCUGUUAGGCAUGGGGGGGGUCUUCUUCUUAUUUCACUGAACUGCAGACAUUAUGCAUAUUAUGAUUGUGAGGACGGUUAUGCAUCAACAAGAAAGUUUAUUGGGAGUUUCUCAAGAGGACAGAUGCCCUACCAUCUCAGUUUGACCACUGGGUUCUCCACACCUCAGUGGAGGUCUAAAGGAUGCAGAGACACUCCAAAUGAGACUGUAGUGCCUUACAUUUCCAGCCACGCUCACUUAAAAAGACUGCCGAUUAGCAAACUCUUUUUUUGUGACUUUUACCUAAAGCCUUUGCACUGUUGCUAAAACAAAAAGCCAAUGCUGUUAAUGGUCAACAAGAAUUGGGAUAUAAAAAAGUUUGUUGAUAUUUAAGAUCUAUGUAGGUUUGGGUAAUUAUUCAUGUUGUUGUUUUUUUUUUCAUAAGAAACUUUUUGAUCUUUUUUUUAAUCCGGCCAUCUGCACCCAUUCAUUUCAGUGAGGAAUUCCAACAGUGAUCAGGAAGCUUCAGAGAGGGGAAUGUUUCAAUGUAAGAACUCAAUGUGUCUGAUGAGAUUAACAUUCAAGCUGUCAAGUCUGGUCUUGAAAUCUACAUAGCUCUUAGCUUGACCUUAUGGAAACAACAUUGAGCGCAGCUAGAAUACACGAAGAGAAGACCGUCCAUCAUGUGGUAAACUCAGGUUUAAGUCUGUCCCAACAAAUUCUGCUGAAUCGUUCCGGCUUCUGACAUCUGUAUCGCAAGAAGGAAAGAGAAAAGAGAUCUCUAGCAAAGUGAUUAAGAAGAAAGCAUUGGCUUACAUGAUUCCUUUCUUAAAGGUAGAGACAAAAGCAUUUUUCAUUGCAGCUUGUAAACACAACAUUCAAACUGGGCCCCUCCUCCUCCUAUGCUCAUCGGCCCCCUGAAGCGAAUACUCACUGCAGGACCUAGUGUGUACUGCUUGUACCUACACUGCAGGCUACCGCAGGCUAACACACCACCUGUCCAAACAGAAAGUGGACCAACUCCCCAUCCACGGGUGAAAGCCAACUAAAGGGUCAAUCUUGUUUUUGAACGAGCUUUAACUGCUUGGCAUGUCGCUUCACUAUGAAGAAUAUUUGCUCUUCUUUGCCGCUACGUCCGCACCGCCAAAUUCACCAUUUGGAGUGAAGUAUGAUUGUUGAAUUGUAUUCACUCUCAAACUCACCUGCGUCCUGUCAUUGACUGGAGGAAACACAUCCACUCCACGCCAAGAAACAAAAGCAAAACAAAUUAUGAAACUCCACAGUCACCAUCACACAUGUUUGGAGGCCCAGAAGUGAUGAUUCAGCAACAUUUCUUUUUUUACAAGUCUAUGUUUUAUUCUUUUAGGAAAAAGCUACUAACUCUAUCUGUAAUUGUGCUUUUCCAAAACGUAUGGACAAUUUAACAUUUUCAUUUAUUUUGGAAGCAUGUUUUUUUGAAAGCAUGGAGUAGUUUGCAUCCUUAUAUAAAAGCCCCCACAGCACCUUUUUCCUUAGUUAGUAAAGAGCUUCCCUGAUGUCUGUUUUGUAUAGAUGGAUGAAGAUCCAGGCCGACAUUUUAAAGUGUUACUAAACUAUUGAAAUGAAAUGAGACUGUACAGUUAGUGACAUAAAGACCCCAUGAAAUGAAACUGAGUGAAUAAAUGAGAUUAAAGAGCCCAAAAACACAAACAACAUUCAACCUAACUCAGACAUUACUAGACCAGUCUUUAGUCAAACAAUAGAUCAACCAGUUCUUAUUCAUGUUGAGCUGAAUCAUAUCAGAUAUACCACACAACAUGCAGAGCAGGUCUAGACUGUAUUCUUUGUAAUAAUAAAUGUGUCAAAUAUUUGAUUACCAAAGAAAGGACAGUCACAGAAUACAAACACAGGUCUUUAUUUCAUCACUGCCGCUUCUUCAGUUACUGCUUGUGUGAUCAUGUCGGACACAUUUUCUUAAACUCUUGGUUAUUUCAUCAGAAACCAUAUCUUUGGUUUCAUGGGCUCCUUGAAAUAUUGAUUUUCUUUACUUUUUGCUUUCUUUGAUGUCUUUGUGAAUAGUUGAACACCUUUAAAGAAACUGUCCAAAACGACUUGUGUCUGGACUGGUUUAUGUUACUGUUUGGACUGUUUGUUAUAGAAUUAUUUAGUUUAAUGUUUAAAUUAAUCUUUCAGUUAUGUUAAAAAAAAAAACAUGACGGUUGCAUGUUUGGAAGUGUUUUUUAAACUGCUGUGUCCAGGGGCUCCUUGACACAAACAAUAUGUCUUUAGGAGUUUUAGAUGCUUUUGGGCUAAACUGUUUGAGUCCCUGCUGUCCCUCUGUUCUAAGAAGAAUAACAAUGUGUGAGGCUUUGCUUUCCCAUGUGGUGACUAGCAUUAGGAAAACCUAUCUGAGGACUUAUUUCUGAUUUGAAUAACUGUAUAUUUAACUCUGUGAAAUGAAGGAUAUGCAAGUGACUGAAGGUGAGGCAGAUGAAGAAGUUACAGAGCAGGUGACACUGUUAAAACAAACAAACCUUUUACUUCAGAUUCAUGUAGACUCAUCCCUGUUAUUAUUCAUCAUAAAGAUUCCAGAGCCCUGCUGUAGCUGAAAUGAAGUUUGAAAGUUAAGAAGGAUAUUCAUGUUUAAAAAAAAGUGUUACAAUGUUGUGAUUGUGAAGACAAAGGGGUUACACGUGUUUGUUGAUUUGUUGAAAUAUAAAAAGAGACUGUCAGUAUUAGUUUGACUUAAUUGUGAGGGGAAACGUCUUUCUAUCAAAGGGAAAGGUGCCUUAGAGGGAAUUGCAUAUUGAAAACAGAAAGCAAUGAACCUCCAACAUUUAAAUGCACCUUUAUCUGUAUAGACUAUAGUGAAUUUGCCUCAUUCCUUGUUGACCUUUUUUUGGAUUUAAUGAUGUCAUUUUCUGUCAUUCAGAGUUCUUUGCACACCAGGUUUGGUUUAACAUUUUGUCAGUGUUUCCUUAUAUUUACCAAAGACCAAAUUCAUGCUGUAUUAUCUUAUGUCAAACAUUCAGAGAGAAGGCUGUGCUGUGUUUCUGUAGCUGAUGUGUUUUCUUUUUUCAGUCUUGCAUGAAUAUUUGUCGUUAUCAGAAACUAGAAUAAAAAAUCGUACUAUCAA
Molecule: messenger RNA, 5009 nt
Organism: Labrus bergylta (ballan wrasse)
Lineage: Eukaryota; Metazoa; Chordata; Actinopteri; Labriformes; Labridae
Gene: ttl
Product: tubulin tyrosine ligase
Biological process (GO): microtubule cytoskeleton organization; protein modification process
Cellular component (GO): spindle microtubule
Molecular function (GO): tubulin-tyrosine ligase activity
Source: RefSeq, a predicted model, not a curated record